GCCCGAGCCUUCCUCCUCCUCCUCCUCGGCUGCCUCCCGCCCCGGCGUGGCCCGCUCAGGCUGGUCUCAGGGAGGGAGGAGAUCAAAUCCCACUCUCGCAGUGCACCCCAGCCCAUGUCACCCUCUGAUUUCCUGGACAAGCUCAUGGGACGAACUUCAGGGUACGAUGCCCGGAUCCGACCCAACUUCAAAGGUCCGCCCGUCAACGUGACGUGCAACAUCUUCAUCAACAGCUUUGGCUCCGUCACCGAGACGACCAUGGAUUACCGUGUGAACGUCUUCCUGCGGCAGCAGUGGAACGACCCCCGGCUGGCUUACCGUGAGUACCCCGACGACUCGCUCGACCUCGACCCCUCCAUGCUCGACUCCAUCUGGAAGCCAGAUUUGUUCUUUGCCAAUGAAAAAGGGGCCAACUUCCACGAGGUCACCACCGACAACAAACUGCUGCGCAUCUUCAAGAAUGGCAACGUGCUCUACAGCAUCAGGCUGACGCUGAUCCUGUCCUGCCCCAUGGAUCUCAAGAACUUCCCCAUGGACAUCCAGACGUGCACGAUGCAGCUGGAGAGUUUUGGUUACACCAUGAACGACCUCAUCUUUGAGUGGCUGGAGGAGCAGGAGGCCGUGCAGGUGGCAGAGGGCUUGACGCUGCCACAGUUCAUCCUCAGGGACGAGAAGGACCUGGGCUACUGCACCAAGUAUUACAACACAGGCAAGUUCACCUGCAUUGAAGUGAAGUUCCACUUGGAGAGGCAGAUGGGCUAUUACCUGAUCCAGAUGUACAUCCCCAGCCUGCUCAUCGUCAUCCUCUCCUGGGUCUCCUUCUGGAUCAACAUGGAUGCAGCGCCAGCGCGGGUGGGCUUGGGCAUCACCACUGUGCUCACCAUGACUACUCAGAGCGCCGGCUCCCGUGCCUCUCUGCCCAAGGUCUCCUAUGUGAAGGCCAUUGACAUCUGGAUGGCUGUCUGUCUGCUCUUUGUCUUUGCUGCUCUGCUGGAAUACGCCGCCGUCAACUUCGUCUCUCGGCAGCACAAGGAGUUCAUGCGCCUGCGGCGGCGGCAGCGGAGGCAGAGGAUGGAGGAAGAGCUCAUCCGUGAGAGCCGCUUCUACUUCCGAGGCUACGGGCUGGGCCACUGCCUGCAGGCAAAGGAUGGGGCUGGGGAGGGUCCUGGAAUCUACAGCCCCCCCCCACCCAGUGCACUGCUGCGGGAAGGGGAGACCCUGCGCAAGCGUUACGUCGACCGUGCCAAGCGCAUCGACACCAUCUCCCGAGCCGUCUUCCCCUUCACCUUCCUGGUCUUCAAUAUCUUCUAUUGGGUUGUCUACAAAGUGCUGCGCUCAGAGGACAUCCACCCGGUGCCCUGAGGCCCCAGAAAGGCCCAAGGACCUCUUGGCUGAAUGCUGCCAUGUGCCUGGAGGCUGCGAGCAGGUGUCAGACUGCUGUGUCACCGAGCCACAGACAGCAGUGAGCUGGGCAAGGGGCUGUGCUCCUCUCUCCCUGCACAGCCCACAGCUCUGUGGUGGGAGAUGGUGGGCAGCCCCAGCCUUGCUGACACCACCCCCUGGCUUCUCCCUCAGUCCCAGGCGUAGUGUCCCUGGGUAGGCUCCCUCCAUCUGCUCUUCCACCAGAGAGGAGAGCAUCCGAACCCUCAGUUUAAAAACUCAGCAAGGCUUCCAGACCUUCAGACCUGGAUAUCCUCCAUGCUUAGCAGGAAAUAAAAGCAGUAGGUGACGCUGACGUAGGUCCUACAGAGAAACGUGUUGAUGCUCUCCUUUCCCCCACUCACAGCAAGCCCAGGUGGGGCACAGAUCUUUGACGGGGUACUUUGCUGCAGCCCCACAAGUUCUGUGGGCAGGACGGAGAUGGGAUUUGUCCCUUUCCUCAGCAGCCUUGGGAACACCAUGGCACAGCAAAGUGCCAGGCACCAUGGCAGGGGACACAAACAAAGGGCAGCGCAGUCCGGGCAGAUAUCCCACCCUCAGCCCCAGCAUCCCUCCCUGCUCCUCAAGCAGGAAUUGUCCUCUCCCUCUCUCCAGUAACCAGGAGCCCCCAGCACCCACUUUCUCAGCCCCUGCAGAGCCACGCACUCAUUUCACAGAUGGGGCAAGCAGAGGAAAAGCAUCCCCAGGAGACACCAGGGGUCCACCAGGAUGGGUGAUGAUGGUUCCAUCCCAUUGCCACUGCCACUGUACUGUCCCAGGAACAGCCUCCAGAGAUUUGUUUUUUUGGGGAAGCCCAUUUGGAGGCACAGGUCUCCACUGCCCACCCACAGACCCAAACAGAGAGGUGCUGGCACCCGCAGGCCAACCAAACCUCCAGCAAAGGUGGGAUUUUAAACAGCAUUGAUCUUCCUACACAAAUAAAGUCUGUCUGGGAUUUUCAGCGGUGUGUCGGGGGUUUCUCUCUGCCCAGAACCCCACAUCUUGGAGCAGCUCCCAGCUUCAGGAAGGAGGUGGGUGCACCAGCCUUGUGGUAAUGGGAGCCAUGCGAUUAUGCCCAGACCUUGUUAUCUCCAUUUAUCUGAGGGGGUUUUGCCUGGGGAACAGGACCCAAAGAAGGGCAGAUGUGAAGCUCCCCAUGGUGGAGCUUGGAUACCUACACACACUGAAUGUCCCAUCCCUCCCUUUGCAGCCGGCUUGCUGGGCAGGCGCCAGCCUCAGAAAGCUGCCAGCUGUCCUGGGGGCUUACGCCAGCCCUGCGGUGCCACCCUGGGCCAGCGCUCCCAUCCCCAGCUGGUGUGGGGGCAGGCAGAGCUCACAGCUGACGGCCAGGCUCAUAAGCAAACAUCAAUCUCCCUCUGUGCUUCCAGCCAAGUUUCACAGAUCGGCUCUGUUGGGUGCCCUGUACCUCACAGCCCCAUCACCCCGUUGAGCCCCAGCGAGGUUUUUGUGAUAGAGAGGGGAGAAAGCAAAGUGGAGACCUGCAGUUCAGUGAUUGGUUUGUUCUUUUGAUGGGAGAAACAAAACCCUGCGGCACUCCUGUGUUCCUGCUCUCCUUUACUCAGCAUCAGGUCUGGGUACCUGGGAGCUUCAAAGGGGAGAACAGCUGGGGUCAGCCCCAGAGCACCCUGAUUGUAGGAACAGACACUUCCCAAAAAGAAAGGAAAAAGAAAGAAUUUUAAAAAGUGAAUUGCAAAAACCCAGCAUAUCAUAAGAUAACCUGCAGAAAUGGCAUGCUCUGGCUGCAGCCAAGCAGAGGGAGUCCUCACUCAGGCACCAUGGUAGGAGACACUUAGUGGAGCACUGCCACCCCACAGCCCUACAAGCACAGAUCUGGUGGUUUGUGCCACCUGGGGACCUUUUAGGGGCCAGCAGCAGCAGCACCCAGCCCCUACCAGAGCUCUCAGCAGCCACAA
Molecule: messenger RNA, 3353 nt
Organism: Meleagris gallopavo (turkey)
Lineage: Eukaryota; Metazoa; Chordata; Aves; Galliformes; Phasianidae
Product: glycine receptor alpha 4
Biological process (GO): monoatomic ion transmembrane transport
Cellular component (GO): plasma membrane
Molecular function (GO): transmitter-gated monoatomic ion channel activity; transmembrane signaling receptor activity; glycine binding
Source: RefSeq, a predicted model, not a curated record